Sabethes cyaneus is the source of this 4996-nucleotide messenger RNA. RefSeq lists its product as uncharacterized. The record is from RefSeq and is a predicted model, not a curated record. Gene Ontology annotation, molecular function: zinc ion binding. The transcript is spliced from 17 exons. NCBI's taxonomy places the organism in Eukaryota, Metazoa, Arthropoda, Insecta, Diptera, Culicidae. The coding region runs from base 61 to 4971 and encodes 1636 amino acids. Gene Ontology annotation, cellular component: nucleus.
CUUUGUGGCAUCUUCAUUCAUUAAUAUUUUUGAUGCAAAAUGGGAAAAAAUUGAUGUAAAAUGGUGAAAACUGAGAGUUGUGCACUGUGUUUUACCAAUAAAUCGAAAUGGUUCCUGGACAUCUAUUGCGAAGAGAAUCAGUCGAUGGACAUUUCGGCUAUUAUUUCAAAACAUUUAUGGUUUGAGUUAAAACCUUCCGGUCAGUGCUAUGUUUGUGCAGAUUGCUGGAAAAAUGUUUAUGAUUUUCAUUUGUUUUAUUGUAAGUUGGAGAAACUACAUUUGGAAACAAAUGAACCCGAUUCCCGUACUGUGCAAAUAGAUGUGCAACCAGAUUUUGAGUUUCAUCCCAUUGAUGAGGUAAAAGUCGAGCCCCCAGACGAAGAUGAUCAAAACCGAAAUGUUGAAGCGGUCGCCGGAAGCGCCACCGCAGAUUUGGAUAAUAAACAAACGGCAGAAACAUCUUCCGAAGCUGCCCGUCCGAAAAGAAACACAUUAACUCCCGUAUUGGCAUAUAAAGCUGAAAAUACUGAUUCCGAUCAAGAUGAUGUGGACGCAGACUGCUUUGCCGAUGAUUUCGACGAUGACAAUGAUAUGGAUUAUAAAACGGAGAUAAAAGAAGGAAAAGUAAAAACAGUGGAAAUUCCAAAAAUCAAAAAACGCCGUGGAAGGCCCCCAAAAUCUGCUGCAGUGAAAAAAGAAGAGGACUUAGAUACUUCAAAUGAAACCGAGCAGGGUGAGAGUUCAAAAGACACCUCGAUGCGUCAAAAGGUGAAGAAACGCAGAAAACUGAAGAAGAGAAUAAGUCGAACUAAAUAUGAUUCGGAUACUGGGUCAAACGAUGGCGAACGUACUAGAUUGGGCAGCAAGCGAGCUCGAGAUGAACGCCUGUUUAAAUACAUCGACGAGUUUGUAUGCCACCUGUGUCCAGAACGCGUCGAGUUUGAUCGGUUCCAUCACGCGAAUCUGCAUUAUCGAGAAUUUCAUCAAGAACCGGCGUAUUUAAAAUGCACAAAAUGCGAUAGAAAAUGCUUCACCCCUGGUGGAUUUAUCAAUCAUAUGGAGACUCAUGAUGACCCCGAUAAAAACAAAUGUAAAAUUUGUGGUAAGGUCACCGAUCAGAAAAUUACAUUAAAAAAACAUAUGCGAGCACAUCGGCUUCAAAUGGAAGAAUCCUUGCCAUUCCCUUGUGCAAUAUGUCCUCGACGGUUCGAAUUAGAACGUGCUCGCGAUAAACACGAGCGGCUACAUGGAAGAAAAAUUGUUAUAAAACGAGAAAAAGGUCGCGACGAUGAAUUGAUUGCGUUUUACAAGAAAAUCUCUUGUGAAAUUUGCGACGAGGAAAAGAACGAUGGCGUAACAUACGAAAACUUCUGGGAUUUAAAACUUCACAUGGCGGGUGAGCACAACAAGACUCCGUACCUUAAAUGUCCAAUAUGUUUUAAAAAGAAUGUCUGCCGACAACAACUGAUGAUACACGUAGAUGUGCAUGAGAAUCCUGAACGGUACAGAUGCGAUAUAUGUGGCGAAGUAUUCCAAUUUCUCGAAAAACAUAAAUUUAAAGCUCACGGUCAAACAGAGCCCCAGGAAAAGAACUACAGUUGCGAACACUGUGGCAAAAUGUUCCGUUGUGUUCUAAACCUUAGGAAUCACAUUGAUCGCGUGCAUGCUAUCAAAGACGUUACUUGCGACAUUUGUAACAAACCUUUCAGUAAAAAAGCAAUUAGUGCUCAUAAACGUUCCGCUCAUACAGACGAAAUGUUUAUGUGUGAGCAAUGUCCGAAAAUGUUCAAAACUCGCAGUGGUCUAGAAUCUCAUAAAAGCGAGCAUGACGUUGAAUUGCGCAAACCAGUGAAAUGUGAAAUUUGUGGCAAAGAAAUGCGCCGUGGUGCAAGUUUAACAAAACACAUGAAAGUGAUCCACUCGAAGGAGGCCCCCGUCAACUGUAACAUGUGCGGCAAAGAAUUCCGUACCAAGUUUCACAUGGUACGCCAUCGUACUAACACUUGCUCGGCAACCAUCAAUUCGAGACCGUUCAAGUGUGAAGUUUGCGGAAAAGGUUUUUCGAUGCGAUUGACGAUGACCGAGCACAUGACGACGCACACCAGAACGAGCCUGUAUCAGUGUGCGUUUUGUUUCAAAACCUUUGGCUACAUUUCUAAUCUUUAUAAGCACCGCAAAAAGGCACAUCCGGAAGAGUGGCAAGAAGUUCAGUCUCGACCUGAUCAAGGUAUUGCGACUGUUAUUGAAAUAUAUCUCGUGCAAUGCCACAAUGCCGAACACGCAAAGGCGAGAAGGUACGGAGAAUCCAUGGCGGCAAACUAUGGAGCGACCAACGAGCUGGGGAUGGGUUUCGCAAUACUGGUCCGAAUGCAGGAUCUCGUGAUGGACUGGAAGGCGAUUAGCGAGAGGAUGACUAUGUUGAGGAUUAAAGAUCGUUUCAUCAACUACCGUAUCAUAAACGUGCACUGUCCACACGAAGGUAGCCCCGACAACGAAAAGAAGGCUUUCUAUACGCAGCUGGAGCCAACGUACCGCAGAUGUUCGCCACGAGAUAUCAAGAUCGUCAUCGGUCGGGGGCGUCAUAUGAACGCCCACUUCGGCAGGAAAGCAAUAACGCUUAGUAUGCACCAGCAGCGAUUUGCGCAGCGUAAUAACACGACGCUUGGCACCGAUGCAGCAACCCUUGAUCAUGAGGAAAUCAUUGUUGAUCUCACCGUAGAAUGGGAAGCCACCCAUCGGAUUCUGAACCAUCCGAACAAUUCACGGUCAGCCACGGACAAACGUAAGGCAAAUCUACGAGUUCUAACAACGAAAAUGGAAGUGCAAAUAUGUGAAAUAUGUAUGACUGAUAGUGCUAUUAUAUAUCUCGAUAUUUUUGGUGAAGUUAACUGCAAAAAAAAUAUAUCCAUCAUCAUUUCCAAACAUCUUUGGUUUGAGUUUCAGCCUGGAAAUAAACAGCAAUUAAUAUGUAAUGAAUGCUGGAGCUCUUUAAAUGAGUUUAAUAAUUUCUACGAAAGCAUUGCAACAGUGCACCACCGUUUGGGAGAACAUGGUUUAAAAGAGGAGGAUAUAGAUGACCCUUUUAGCGAUAGUGUUCUAUGUGCAAACUAUGAUAAUGAGUUUGAUCGAAAAGCUGAUACUGAUAAUUCUGUACAUUUUAAAGAAAAACCGGUUGAAUCUAUACCAAACGUAGUUAACAUUGAUGCUCUCUUUAGCAGAGAAGAUGGUAAAGAUCAGAAUGAGCGAGAUUCGCAAAGCGAAAAUGUAAUUGCCAGAAAGGCGGUACAGCAUACGAAAGCAACAAUAGAUCCAGUCAAAAAUCAAUUGGAAUCGAAGGCAAGUUAUCCAAGCAGACCUAGGAGAUUUAAUGCCAAAACAAUUUAUAAAGCAGAAUCAUCUUCCGAGGAAACGAGCAAUGACCACUCAGACCAGUAUGAAUCGGAUUACGAUCAAACUGUAAAAGAAGAUGCACCAAGGAAGCGAAGUCGUUUGGAAAAAGGUGACACAGAUUUAGCAAAGAGUGAUUCUAAUGAUAGUGAUAGCGAAGCAAUUACAAAACCUACAAGGGCAAAACGAAAAAAGGACCCAAAGUUAUUCGAACAUGUGGACGAAUUUAUUUGCUAUCUUUGUCCGGAGAGAAUCGAAUUUGAUCGAUUCUAUCAUGCCACGCUUCAUUACAGAGAGAUUCAUAAAGAGCCAGCUUAUAUAAAAUGUAGAAUAUGUGACAAGCGUUGCUAUUCGCCGGGAAGCCUAAUAAGUCACAUGGAAGUUCACAAAAAUCCAGAUGUAUAUAAGUGUCAAAUUUGCGGAAAACCUAAUGAUGAGCAGGUGUCGCUAUCGAAACAUAUGCGGCUUCAUCGACCAGAGCUAGUUGAAAAACUGCCGUUUGAAUGCGGUCGUUGUCUUCGCCGUUUUCCGUCAGAAAAAAGACGAGACAGGCACGAGAAGGAUCAUGAUCGAAAGCGGAGUGAAAAGCCCGUGAAAAUUGUAGGUCGGGAUGAAGAGCUGCUGGAGUUUUAUCGUCGAAUUAUUUGUGAUAUAUGCGACCAACAACGGACGGUAAACGAUAUUCGACAUGAAGUGGAAUAUGAAAAUUUGCAGGAUUUGAAAAAACAUAUGCGGGAACAGCAUGACGACAAAGGCUAUUUAAAAUGUCACAUGUGCGAUAAAAAGUGUUACAUUCGAUCAAUGUUGUUAAUCCACAAGGAUUUCCAUUUGAACCAAGAUAAAUUCAGAUGUGAAACAUGCGGUAAUGUCUAUCAAAAUUUGGAGAAACACAAAGAAACUGCACAUGCAACACCCGGCGAAGUUUCUUUUUGCUGUGAGCAUUGCGGUAAAGCGUUGACCAAUGAGAAGAGUCUGAAAUCUCAUGUCGAAAGAAAGCAUGCUAUCAAGGAUACAAUUUGCGACAUUUGUCACAAACCUUUUCAUAAAAGUAUGCUUGAAAGCCACAAGCGUGUCGUUCAUGAGAUGGCAUCUUACAUGUGUACUAAGUGUCCACGUAUGUUUCGCAGCAAAUUUUCGUUAAAUCGGCAUUUGGAUGAACAUGAGGAUAAAGUUAGAGAGCGAGUCAAGUGUACUAUCUGUGGUAUGACAUUCAAGCAUAAGUAUAUAUUGCGAAAACAUAUUGGUUCUGUGCAUACCACAGAAGCACCCGUAUCGUGUGAUGUUUGCGGGAAACAAUUUAAAUCUAAGCAUCAUUUGUGGUCCCAUAAAUCGGACACGUGUAACAAUCGCAGGUUUGAUUGUACAAUAUGCGGACGAGUUUUCAAGGUUAAAGUUCGAUUGAAUGAGCAUAUGACUACGCAUACAGGUAAGAGUCUGUACCAGUGCACAUUUUGCCCGCUUACUUUUAGCUUCCAGUCGAUUCUCUACACACAUCGAAAGAAAGCACAUUAUGAGCAGUGGCUCGAGUUGCAGGCAAAACGGGAAGAAGGUGUAAAGUUUAAGGUUCUUGAAGCGCCUGCAUGACUGAUAUAUUGAAUAAAUUUUCACA